Molecule: messenger RNA, 2254 nt
Organism: Limanda limanda (common dab)
Lineage: Eukaryota; Metazoa; Chordata; Actinopteri; Pleuronectiformes; Pleuronectidae
Gene: ggt1b
Product: gamma-glutamyltransferase 1b
Exons: 12
Coding region: 1-1719 (572 amino acids)
Biological process (GO): glutathione catabolic process; peptide modification; regulation of immune system process
Cellular component (GO): plasma membrane
Molecular function (GO): glutathione gamma-glutamate hydrolase
Source: RefSeq, a predicted model, not a curated record
AUGGUGAAGAAGACAAUCUUUGCGGCCGUGGCGAUACUGCUGGUGGCGUCCGUUGCCACCUUUGUGGGUGUCUUCUUCACCGUGGGGACGAAGAAGCUCCCAGUUCAGCCCGUGUACCUCAAGGCAGCUGUGGCAGCAGAUGCUGGGCCGUGUUCAGAGGUCGGCAGAGAUAUACUGCUGAAAGGAGGAUCUGCAGUAGAUGCCUCCAUAGCUGCUUUACUCUGUGUUGGAAUCAUGAACGCUCACAGUAUGGGCAUCGGAGGAGGACUUUUCUUCACAAUCUACAAUGCAACAACUGGUAAAGUUGAGACCAUCGACGCCAGGGAGACGGCACCAAGCAAUGCAACAGAGAACAUGUUUGGGAACAGCACAGAUUCAGCUCAGAGAGGAGGGUUGUCUAUUGCUGUACCAGGGGAGAUUCGAGGUUACGAGAUGGCACACAGGCGACAUGGUAAACUGCCGUGGAAGGACUUGUUCCAGCCGAGCAUUCUUCUUGCAGAAAACGGUUUUCCUCUGGGCAGGGCACUCGCCUCUGCUCUGUCCAAAAACGAGAAAAUCAUCAUCAAUGACCCAGCUCUGUGUGAAGUGUUUUGUCGGACACCAAGUGAAGUCCUGAAGGAAAACGAAACCAUUACAUUUACCCAACUUGCACAAACCUAUAAGAGGAUAGCUGAGGAGGGUCCUGAUGCUUUCUACGAGGGAACGCUGGCUCAGAACCUUGUCAACGAUAUUCAAGCCAGAGGCGGUAUCAUCACAAUGGAGGAUCUGAGGGAUUAUAAGGCUGUCUUGGAUGAGGAACCGUUGAGUGUGGAUGUGGGGGAGUACAAGAUGGCUGUUCCAAAUGCCCCCGCGAGCGGCCCUGUGCUCUCGCUGAUAUUAAACAUCCUGAAUGGGUACAACUUCACGUCGGACAGUAUGGGAAGCACCGGGAAUAAGAUCCUCACGUACCAUCGCAUCGUGGAGGCCUUUCGCUUUGCUUAUGCAAAGAGGACGUUGCUCGGAGAUCGGAAGUUUCUCAACCUCACCGAUCUCAUCCGGAAUAUGACUUCAAGUUUCUUUGCCAACGAGCUGCGUGAAAGGAUCACAGACGACACCACACAUCCCAUGAAUUACUAUGAGCCGGAGUUUUACGUGCCCGACAACCACGGGACCUCGCACAUGUCCGUGGUGGCAGAAGAUGGAAGCGCUGUGGCGGCCACCAGCACCAUCAACCAUUUUUUGGGCUCCAAAGUCAUGUCACGAUCCACGGGGAUUCUUCUCAAUAACGAGAUGGACGACUUCAGCUCUCCGUACAUCACAAACGGCUUCGAUGUGCCUCCUUCACCCAACAACUUCAUCAGGCCAGGGAAAAGGCCGAUGUCGUCCAUGUGUCCAGCCAUCCUCUUUGAUAAAAACAACAAGGUGAAGAUGGUGGUCGGAGGCUCGGGAGGAACUAAAAUCACGACUUCUAUCGCUCAGGUGAUUCUGAACACACUGUUCUUCGACUACGAUCUGGAAAAAGCCGUGUCGCUGCCGCGGCUCCACAACCAGCUGAGUCCCAACGCCACUGUCGCCGAGCCCGCCUUUGACAAAGACAUCAUGAAGGGUUUGGCAGCAAAGCACCACGAGACGGAGUUCCUCAAAGCGUCCGGAGCUGUGGUGCAGGCUGUGGUUCGUUACGAGGACGGACUCCACGCUCAGUCGGAUCCUCGCAAGUGGGCCUACGCUGCGGGGUACUGAGGUCGUAAACACACGCCUGUGACUGUGCAUGGAGGCUGUAGCUGUGUGAAUCUUGAAUCUGGUGGAAACUGUGAGAUUAGACAGGUUUCAAAGGGGCAGGAGCAAACCCUCAGCCGUCUUUGACAACGAUUGUUCUCUCAUUACGUUAGAAUAAUGCUCAUGUACUUCAUAGCAGCAGAUAACAGAAGAACCAUUGUUUGUUAUGACCUUGACAACAAAGUGCCUCACUCUGAAACUGAUUCUGAAUAUUGAAUCUUAAGUUUUAUUUCUGUGUCACCUCCUCUUUGUGUGUAAAUAGAAAAAUGAACUUUGAGGAAGACGUGGAAUAUUAUUUAAUAUAGUGAUACUGAAAUUAUUUUUGUGCGUGUCCCAGUCAGAAAUGUGUUUGAUUCCUACUUAUUUAUGAAGCACACGUCAUCAGCUGUGUGGAGCUGCUUGUUGUAAUGAUUUACGUUUGAAAUGUACGUGACACCCACAGUAAUAACUAACAACUAAACGCAAUAUUAAACCAAUAAAUCAAAACUCCAACAGCGAA